AUGAUUUGGAUAUUUAUAAAGAAGAAUUUAAGCGUAAAUAUCCUAAAAGGAAAGGUUUUAAAAACUAGAUUGUUAUUAAUAGGUGAGCAGAAAGUAGGUGCUAGUAUUGUAAAAUGGGGUAUAGGAACAAUUGUAAUGUGCUUAAUUCCAUUGAUUGGGCUAAUAUUUCCUAUAAUAGCCUUGGCUAAAAAAAAUGUAGAUUUUCCUGAAUUCUUAUCUUCUUUGAAAACUCAAAUACCUUAUUUAAGUUCCGCAUUCUUCAUAACAUAUUGCACUAUAUUUAUAUUAAUUAUUUUUUACAUCUUCAUUAAAAUUGUUAAAUAUGAAAGACUAGAGGCUGGAAAGGGUAAAUUGAAUCUAAGGGAAUAUUGUACUUUGUCCAAAGAUAUUUUUUUGCCUAAAAGUUAUUCGUAA
Molecule: messenger RNA, 414 nt
Organism: Plasmodium cynomolgi strain B
Lineage: Eukaryota; Apicomplexa; Aconoidasida; Haemosporida; Plasmodiidae
Product: CYIR protein
Exons: 3
Coding region: 1-414 (137 amino acids)
Source: RefSeq, a predicted model, not a curated record